CUUUCAUGCUCGUGGCGAGCGGGCUGCGGCGCCCCUGCCACCCGCCCGUGAUUUCCGACCCGCCGCGGUGUGCUGGGGAGCCCGAGCUGGUUGUCAUAGGGAGGGGUCUGUCCAAAGGAUCUACAGAUGAUUGUUUCCCAAGGAAGAGAGGAGAUCUUCCAGCAAGUUUUAUGAAAAACGUACAGGAUGCCAUUGACAAUUUUACUUGUGAAACUGUUUCGUCACGGUCUUCUAGCAGUCCUAUAACAACAACAGACUUGAAUAAUUCUUGGUCUGGAAUACAAAGCUAUACUACUGGCUUUUCUACGGAAAGAAGCUCAAUUUACUCUUGGAGGGAUGAGGAAUUUGAUAAAGCUAAUACGCAAAGAGUGCAUCGGUUAUUUUGGGAUGUGGAUGAAAUGUUGUUUGAAGGAAAAGUUAGUUCUCAAAUCCAGAGUCUGCAGGUAGAAUGUAAAGAGUGGACCAAACGAUCUCUCCAUCUGAGGAUUUUAGGAAAACAGCUCCUUUUUCCUAAUGAUGAAAGCUUUCAGCAUUUUCGGAGCAGAAUUACUAGCUCUGUGUAUACCAGAUCUUUACCAGGCCUCUGUGAAAGCACUAGUAACACGAAAGAGCUGUGCAUUUCGGGAUCUAAACUGGUUCCAAUCGUAUCACCAGUACACAGAUCAUUAGACUAUAGUUCCCCAAGGAUUUCUGUUUCUGACUCAUCUGAGUAUUCAUUCCUGGAAGAGGAAAUCUUUGAGGUGGAUGGAAAAAUUGAAGAAUAUUUUGCUUUUGACAACAAGGAACUUGAUGAUGAGAGUUUGGAACAAAAGAAAGGCCAGCUUGCUCGAAGGAGGAAUAAAGGUGGCAUUCCUCCUGUUUCUCCCAAUGCCUGUAUCAAAGACACAGUGGCUGCUGAAAUAUUUGAUUGUGUCUGGAGGAAUAUAGUUGAAAUAUUGGAGGAGCUGAUUAGAAAAAAUUGGGAAACUGCUAUCACAGAGAAUGAUAAGCAGGUGGAGAAAUUGAAAGCUAUUACAAGUAAAUUGCCACAUCUACUGAUCUCCCGUAUUACAGCAGAUACAGCAAGUGUCCCCCCCUCAAGAGGCUCUGAGUCACGAAGCACAUCUUUUGGUUCACAUUUUGUUCCAGCUCAGGUUCACCGUUUCUCUAGCAAUUUCUAUAGUGAUUUAAAUGGCGUGAUGACAAUUCAAGCUAAACCACUCCAACAGAGGCAUACAAGCUUGGCAGACAAGAUACAGAAUGAAGAAGAUGACAAACAACAUAGCAUAGGCUCCAGUGUACUCAAUUCAGUGCGGAACCGGCGGGGGCGAAUUACCGAUAACAAUAUUCUCUCGUCAUCUCGGGUACAGCAGACAUCUAGGAAAAUGCCAACCCAUCGUAGACUACCAUCUCUCACUUCAGAACCACUAUGCACAAAGACUCUUAAUAUGUACAGUGAUGAAGUCCUGAGGGGAACUAAACUGUGUAUUGGCUUAGAUCGCUCGUCUUCUCCAGUUGUACAUACAACCCGGACCAAGUUACCACCAAUAAACACAGAGACUGUUGAACAGUAUCUUUCAGUACCUGGAUCACGGCACGGCUUUCAUAGAGGGCGCCAUCCUCACAGUAGAGUGUCAAGUGCAGUACCUGACAGUACGGAGCGACGACCACUUAGAGAACAAACAGUCAUUAUUGAUCAGUUUUCAAGACCCAACACAACUCACACAUUCAGGUCAGACACCCCUCAUAAAAGGUCAUUGACGACCAUGGAUUUUGCUAACAAUACAUGGACAGGUCAAGGCUUUUUAACAGGCACGCAGCAUUACUCCAAAUCCUUUCAAAGAAAUCCAUCCACUUCCAGGAAGAGAUUUCAAGUAGCUUCCUAAUACAGCUUGGAAAGAGAAAAUCUAUUGCAUUAAGUGGAGGACUACACUGCUUGGCCUAAUAGCUAGCCUUACAAGGAUUGAAGAAAAAGUAUUGCAGCAUAUUGUAUGCUGCCUAGUCUUCCACUUAGCAUAUGUAUAUGGCAUUGUUCAAAAGCAGCAUCAGCAGGGAUUGGAUCACAAUGAAAAAGAAAAUAAAACCAGUGCUUUAAAUCUGGACCGUAAGAAUUCAGUGUCUGUUCAAGGUAAAGAGGAGGUCACUCACUCACUCUAUAUAUUUGGGAAGCUGUUGGCAGAAGCAAGUAACAAUCUACUUAAGUGCCUGUAACUGUAUUCCCCUUCCCCUCUCCAGCGUUACAGGUAUUUUGGAUCAAUCCUUCCUUGAUUAUGUACAAAGUUAAUGUCUUUUGAAAUAAGAAUUUGUACUAUCCCUUGUUUAUCCCUGUUAUGCCAUUUCUCUUUUCUAGUCUCCGACAGUUCCUGUUGCUCUUUGUAAAAACUGCCUGUCCCUUGCCUUUCUUCCUUGUUUAAUUUAUCUUCAUCUGAACAGUCAUUGGAGAGCUGGAUUUCAUUCAUUAUGAGUAAUUCAGCUGUUCGGUAUGUUAAGUGUUUUUGUAGCUCAAAUGGAAUCAUUCUCAGGAAACAACAGUAGACUUGUCGGACUGAAUUAUUCCAUAAAUACGCCAGAACAGAACCUGCUCACUGAUCUGUGAGUAAGACACUUUGCGCUAACUAGACCAGUUAUUAUUGACAUUUUAAAAUGUCAAAUACUAAUGUGAAACUUAAUAAAAAUUCCUGUAUUUAAUCUUUUACUUAUUUAAUUUACUUAAUGAAUAGAGGCAGCAUUUCAUAUUCCUUCCAUCUGUUUAGACCAGAACAAAAACCAGAGUAACCUAAAAAAAGUUUAUUAGCAUUAUCUCUAGUGCAAUAAUGCCUAGAGGGCACAGCCAAGAUCAGGUUCCAAUGUAUUAGCACUGUACACACAUAGUAUAGGUGACCACCAGUGCCCCAGAGAGCCUACACUAUAAAUACACAAGAGUGACAUAAGAGUCGGAUGGGAAACAGGGGCACAGAGAAAUGUAGUGACUUGCCCAAAUCAUCCUGCAGGUCACUAGCAGAGUUGAAAAUCGAAUCCAGGUCACCUGAAUCCACGUCUGUCCCUGUUCAUGGAAAAGCACUACUACUUAUCAGCCUUUCCUGCAUAGGAAAUUAUCAUGCAGCACUGUGAGAUGCACCUUAAUCUAAUUCCCAGCACCUUAAUCUAAUUGUUCCCAGCACCUUAAUCUAAUUCCUUGUAGAAGAGACAAGUUGGUGCUGAUGGGGAAUGCUCUGAAAUGUGGCUAGCCUCAAUGAUUUGGCAAUAAGUGGUUCUGAGGUAUUUAACUUGCUCUUGGUAUUGAUCACAUGACGGUGGUUCUUCAAAAUACUUUUCUACCCAUGCUCAUUUCUUGUGCGGUGGUGGUGGCAAAUGUCUUGCUGUCCUUACAUUGCCACUUUACCAGAAUCUGUCUGUUUCUCUGGUCAACUAGCAGCACACUUGAUAUAGGGCUUCUUCAUAGUGAUGGACAUAGCUAACAUACAGUACGUUAACCAUGUUUACAGUUGAACAGUCUGCAUGGAGAAGAAGGGUUAAACAGAGUUGUGUUUGAACUAGGAGAGUGCUUCCUCUUCCUGGAAACUGAGUGGGAAGUUUGGGGUAGGAUUGGGACACAUGGGGAUUGGGAUUGUGCAGGCCAGACUCUCUGGAUAUGAGCCUGGUGACCUGGGCAUCAGCUGUGUCCACGCUAUACGAUAUGUGGGCUUAUACCCAUGUCUCAAUAGGCUUGGACCCAUAUGCCUGAGAGUGGCUGUAGGCUGAAUAAGUUUCUGGCACAAUCAGAAGGCUUUGUGUGUGGGCAAUAAGGGGAUAUGGGCUUUAACCAGAGUCUGAACCUGGCAUCACUAUGGUGUCUAGACAUGUCCUAAAGUGUCUGUGCUGAGAAAUAACAGGGAAUGGGCCAGGCAACUGGCAAAAAGCCAGUAUGGAUGGAAUUAGGUAGCUGAUGGAGAAGACCACUGGAGAGGAAGCUGAGUUGGUAUAUAUUUUUGUUGAUAGAAAAAGCAAAAUUUGUUCAACAAAAUGGCCAUCUUACUGACGCAACAUGAACAUAAAUUUACUGGUUGGCGGCGGCAGCAUUAGUGGUAGCACAGGCUGUCAUGGGUGAGUCCCGAGGAAGACAGACAAAAUUUCUCCUGAAACAUGAUUCAGGGAAACAAUACUAGGCUAAUGAGUUAAUGCUAUUUUACUAAACCAUCUGAAAAUUGGGCAGAAAGUAAAAUGGGUAGGAGUCUAUCAAAAUUAUGACUAAUUUUUUUUUUAAUUCUGAAGCAGUCCUUUGUUUUAUUCACAAUCAGGGCAAAUCUGUCUCUUUUAUAAUGUUCCUUUUCUUGCAUCCAGGUGGAUUUGAUUAUUUGUGGUUGUCUCUGAUGUUUUCCAUUGAUAGUCUUGGGGUGAAGCAAAAUUAAAAAAUUGAGCCUAAUACCGUAUCACUGGCAAUCUUGGGCAGUGUGGCAAUGCCCUUUAUUCUUGAAUGAGUUAUCACAGAGACAUACUGUUCCCUGAUGAUUAACUUUUAUUCCAAGUGUAUAAGGCAUCAUUUAUUUAUACAGAAAGUAUUGCUUAAAUCAGGGGUCUCAAAAUCAAUUGAGCUUAGGGGACAGUGCCAGUCCUCAAAUCCUCCUAGUGGGCACCCUCCUCUAGCAGGGGUCUACGGAUGUGUGUGUCUGUACAUUCCUCCCACCCUGUGCAUCUCCAGCUCCUCCUGAUGUCCUAUGUAGCCCUGCCCAUGCAUCCCCUGACCCUGCCUGCCACCCCUAUGUAAUUUAAAACCUGCUGGGUGCCUCCCUUGGCUGCGCAGCCAGGCUAGAAUGGCUUCUGGUUGCUAGCUCCAUGCCACUGCUGGCAUGUCCCUGUGGCCUGGGAGAGGUGUGUGCAGAGCUGUCCUGUAAGCUGGGAAACGAUUA
Molecule: messenger RNA, 4865 nt
Organism: Pelodiscus sinensis (Chinese soft-shelled turtle)
Lineage: Eukaryota; Metazoa; Chordata; Testudines; Trionychidae
Source: RefSeq, a predicted model, not a curated record